Mycena indigotica is the source of this 1623-nucleotide messenger RNA. RefSeq lists its product as uncharacterized. Gene Ontology annotation, cellular component: cytosol. Bases 1 to 1623 code for a protein of 540 amino acids. Gene Ontology annotation, biological process: thiamine biosynthetic process. Gene Ontology annotation, molecular function: hydroxymethylpyrimidine kinase activity; phosphomethylpyrimidine kinase activity. Lineage: Eukaryota; Fungi; Basidiomycota; Agaricomycetes; Agaricales; Mycenaceae. The transcript is spliced from 8 exons. The record is from RefSeq and is a predicted model, not a curated record.
AUGGCUCAACAACGGACGAUUUUGACUAUUGCUGGGUCGGACUCUGGGGGUGGUGCAGGAAUACAGGCUGACCUUCGUACCUUUGCAGCUCAUGGCCAUUUUGGAACCAGCGCGAUCACAGCUCUUACUGCUCAAAACACCACCGGCGUUCAAGGCGUUCACGGAGUUCCCCCUGAAUUUUUGGAGCAGCAAAUUGUCUCAAUUCUUAACGACAUUGAAGUCCACGCCUGCAAAACGGGAAUGCUAUUCGAUGCGGCCAACACCAGUGCGACUGCUCGUGCUUUGAAAGCUCAUUAUAGUGGCCAGAAUAUGCCUCCAAUUGUCUGCGAUCCAGUUUGCGUCUCGACUUCUGGGCAUAGUCUACUCGAACCCGAAGCUCUCCAAGUCAUGAUCAACGAGCUCUUCCCGUUGACAACUCUCCUUACACCAAACAAAGCGGAAGCGGAACUCCUUCUAGCGGAUCAUAUCAACACCUUGGAACAGAUGGUCAAGGCUGCGCGCAAUCUUCUCAAACUUGGACCUCGAGCAGUUUUGCUCAAAGGCGGCCAUAUUGUGUCUAACAAAACCGAUAUUGACCGACUUUCUGCGAGCGGAGUUCGGGUCGUUGGCCGAGAUGAAGAUGCGAUGAUUUUGUUAGCCAACUCUCUCCAACCCGAGUCUUUUGUUGUGGAUGUACUUUGCGAGUCAACCCGUGGAACCUCAAUCUUCUUAAGACCUCGCAUAGACUCUUUGUCAACACAUGGUACUGGAUGUACUCUUAGUGCUGCCCUAGCCUGUUCACUUUCAGAUGGAGCCUCCGUCUUUGACGCUGUUGUUCAGGCUACCGCGUAUACUCAUCUAGGGAUUGUAACAGCCCAUAAGAUUGGGCAUGGCCAUGGUCCCCUCAACCAUCUCCACGCUCUCUCCCGUCGUAACAUUGCCCUCCCGUCGCCAACGAAUCCUCACCCACUCACGCGCCGGCUCAUAUCGCACAACCUGGACCACUGGAGAGAUUUCGUUCAACACGAGUUUGUGUGGCGUCUUGGUCAAGGCACGUUACCACGGACUGCUUUUGUCCACUUCAUCAAACAAGACUACCACUAUCUCAAGUACUAUGCCAGAGCCCACGGAUUGCUUGCCGCUAAAGCUUCAUCGUUCACUCUUAUCGAGUCGGCAACGACAACAAUCAUGAACGUUCUUCGUGAACUCAACACGCAUCGAUCUCUGUGUGCUUCCUUCGAUGUUUCGAGCGACGAGCUGGAAAGAAGCGAGGAGAGCAUAGAGACAAUUGCGUAUGGCUCGUUCUUGAUGGACAUGGGUUUACAAGGCGACACCACCCAGCUCCUUAUCUCCGUCCUGGCGUGCCUUCUGGGCUACGGCGAAGUCGGAUUAUGGCUCCAGAGUGAAGCAAAUCGUAAAGGCAGCGGUGUCUUCCUCGAGGGAAAUCCCUACCGCCAGUGGAUCGAGGACUACUCCGGCCCGUUGUAUCAAAGUGCUGUCCGCUCUGGACUUGAGUUGAUCGAGAGUGUUGCUGCUGCUGCCUCACCGUCGCUUGGCCGACUUGAAGAAUGGUGCGCCAUUUGGGAUCGAUGCACGGGGUUAGAGAAGGCGUUUUGGGAUAUGGGACUGAGAGCAUCAGGUUAA